This is a messenger RNA of Staurois parvus, 491 nucleotides long. The record is from the annotation of a GenBank genome assembly. NCBI's taxonomy places the organism in Eukaryota, Metazoa, Chordata, Amphibia, Anura, Ranidae.
AAACCCAGACAGGUCCAUCGGAUUGCCAGACAGAGAAGUGUGAUUCAUCACUUCAGAGAACACAUCUCCACUGCUCUAGAGCCCAGUGGUGGCGUGCUUUACACCACUGCAUCUGACACUUUGCACACUGCACUUGGUGAUGUAAGGUUUGGAUGCAGCUGCUUGGCCAUGGAAACCCAUUCCAUGAAGCUCUCUACGCUAUGUUGUUGUGCUAAUCUGAAGGCUACACUAAGUUUGGAGGUCUUUAGCUAUCGACUCUGCAGACAGUUGGUGGCUUCUGCGCACUGUACGCUUCAGCAUUCGCUGACCCCGCUCUGUCAUUUUACGUGGCCUACCACUUGGUGGCUGAGUUGCUGUUGUUCCCAGUUGCUUCCACUUUGUUACAAUAGCGCUAACAGUUGACCACGGGAUAUUUCACAGAUGGACGCUUGAAUCCACUGAGCUCCUGAGAGCAACCCAUUCUUUCACAUGUUUGUAGAAGCAGUCUCCAU